AUGGUAUCCACUCGUCCCAUCGUCAAGGUUGCGGCUGUCCAAGCCGCACCUGUUUCCUUUGAUCUGGAGAAGAGUCUGCAGAAGCUGAGUAAGCUUACGGAGGAAGCUGCUCAGGCUGGCGCAGAUCUAGUUGUGUUCCCUGAAGGGUUCUUGUCUGCUUAUCCAUGGAGAUACGCGUUUGACGCAACGAUUGGUGCUCGAGAGCAGCGAGGGCGCGAGUGGUAUGCCAAGUACGCCGAUUCGGCCGUCGAGGUUCCCUCUCCUGCCUUCGAUAGGCUGUGCGAGACGGCCAAGGCAAACAAAGUUCUCCUCCACGUGGGAAUUAUUGAAAAGGCGGGCGGUACGCUGUACUGCACUGCGCUGCUUCUCGACCGGGACGGCAAGCUGGUGUACAAGCAUCGCAAGCUGAUUCCGACAGCCGCUGAAAGACUUGUUUGGGGUCGAGGCGCUGGGGAUGGUCUGCUCGUCAAGCCAACGGAUGUUGGCAGAGUCGGAAGCUUGAUCUGUUGGGAGAAUUAUAUGCCGGCGGCUCGCAUGGCGAUGUACCAACAAGGGAUUGAGAUUUACGUGGCGCCCCACGCUGAUGAUUUGGCCACCUGGACAGCAUCGAUGCAGCAUAUCGCGAAGGAAGGACGUUGCUUUGUAGUUUCUGUCAACUCAUUCUGCAAGGUGUCGGAUUUUCCGCCUGAUUACCCGCCUUUUACGGCCGAGCACCCCGACCGGCGACCGGAUGGAGCACAAUGGGAAGCGGAUGACAUUCUCAACCACGGUGGCUCAUGCAUCGUCGGGCCGCUGGGCACUUUUCUUGCCGAGCCGAUGUGGGACAAGGAAGAGAUCGUCUAUGCUAGCCUCCGAAUGGCGGACCUCACGGAGUCCAAGCUGGACUUUGACCCCAUCGGCAGCUACUCCCGGCCCGACAUCUUUUCGUUGACGGUCAACACCAAGCCGGCCGACAACGUCGUAUUCACCAGCUGA
Messenger RNA from Colletotrichum phormii, 975 nucleotides. Its product is annotated as carbon-nitrogen hydrolase. Gene Ontology annotation, molecular function: catalytic activity. Lineage: Eukaryota; Fungi; Ascomycota; Sordariomycetes; Glomerellales; Glomerellaceae. Bases 1 to 975 code for a protein of 324 amino acids. The transcript has 8 exons. The record is from RefSeq and is a predicted model, not a curated record.